Molecule: messenger RNA, 3253 nt
Organism: Alligator sinensis (Chinese alligator)
Lineage: Eukaryota; Metazoa; Chordata; Crocodylia; Alligatoridae
Gene: TUBB6
Product: tubulin beta 6 class V
Exons: 4
Coding region: 165-1502 (445 amino acids)
Biological process (GO): mitotic cell cycle; microtubule cytoskeleton organization
Cellular component (GO): cytoplasm; microtubule
Molecular function (GO): GTP binding; GTPase activity; structural constituent of cytoskeleton
Source: RefSeq, a predicted model, not a curated record
UUGUGCAGGGAAGUUGCACAUUGAGGAGAGCUGGGAGGGAGGAUCACAGUCCUGGAGCCAAUAAAACACUCACUGAGACUACUGAACUCUGCAAAGAGUCAGAGAGAGAGAGAGAGAGGGCAAGAAAAAAGGGGAAAGAGAGAUUUGGCCUUGCAAAUAUCACAAUGAGGGAAAUAGUGCACAUCCAGGCUGGCCAGUGUGGAAAUCAAAUUGGAACAAAGUUUUGGGAAGUGAUCAGUGAUGAGCAUGGCAUUGACCCAGCGGGAGGUUACAUCGGUGACUCAGCAUUGCAGCUGGAGAGAAUCAAUGUCUACUAUAAUGAAUCAUCUUCCCAGAAAUUUGUACCCAGAGCAGUUUUAGUGGACUUGGAACCAGGAACCAUGGAUAGCGUGCGAUCAGGUCCAUUUGGUCAACUCUUUCGACCCGAUAAUUUCAUCUUCGGACAAACAGGUGCAGGAAAUAAUUGGGCCAAAGGACAUUAUACAGAAGGAGCAGAACUGGUAGAUUCAGUGCUCGAUGUAGUAAGAAAAGAAUGUGAACACUGUGAUUGCUUGCAAGGAUUUCAGCUCACUCAUUCCCUUGGAGGAGGAACAGGUUCUGGCAUGGGAACGCUACUCAUCAGCAAAAUCCGAGAAGAAUAUCCAGAUAGGAUAAUGAAUACAUUUAGCGUCAUGCCUUCUCCAAAAGUCUCUGACACAGUGGUAGAGCCUUAUAAUGCCACGCUCUCAGUCCACCAGCUGGUUGAAAAUACGGAUGAAACUUACUGCAUCGAUAACGAAGCUUUGUAUGACAUCUGCUUCCGCACCUUGAAGCUUACCACCCCUACAUACGGAGAUUUAAACCACUUGGUGUCUGCUACAAUGAGUGGAGUUACUACAUCGUUGCGUUUUCCAGGCCAGCUGAAUGCUGAUCUUCGGAAGCUGGCAGUAAACAUGGUCCCAUUCCCACGCCUUCACUUUUUCAUGCCAGGCUUUGCUCCUUUGACAGCCCGGGGUAGCCAGCAAUACCGAGCACUCACAGUUCCGGAGCUCACUCAACAGAUGUUUGAUGCUAAGAACAUGAUGGCAGCCUGUGACCCAAGACAUGGACGAUAUUUGACAGUGGCCACAGUCUUCCGAGGUCCCAUGUCCAUGAAAGAGGUUGAUGAGCAGAUGCUGGCCAUCCAAAAUAAGAACAGCAGCUACUUUGUGGAGUGGAUCCCAAAUAACGUAAAAGUGGCUGUUUGUGACAUCCCACCCCGUGGCCUCAAGAUGGCCUCUACCUUCAUUGGUAACAGCACAGCUAUUCAAGAGCUUUUCAAAAGGAUCUCUGAGCAGUUUUCUGCCAUGUUUAGGAGAAAAGCCUUCCUCCACUGGUUUACAGGAGAAGGAAUGGAUGAAAUGGAAUUUACAGAAGCAGAAAGCAACAUGAAUGACCUGGUUUCGGAAUACCAGCAGUACCAAGAAGCUGCAGCAAAUGAUGGAGAGGAAGCAUUUGAAGAUGACGAGGAAGAAAUCAAUUAAUAAAACCAAUUAUCUUAUAGCAGGCCAAAAUUCUUAUAUCUGGAUUUCUAAAAUUAGGUUUAAAAACCCAUAUUUAGGUUCCAAAAGAAAAAUGAAAAUGUAGUUGAUGAGUGUGUGCCCAUUUAGAUUCUGCUAACUUAAGCAGGACCUGCAAAAGCUUAGCACCUCUGAAACUCAGGCCAUUUCUAUUUAGGAGCUUAAUUUUAGGUGCCUGAUUUUAGAAUUUUGGCAUAAGAAUCUGUCCAAGGAAAUCACUAGAUUUCUUCAAAUAAGCAAAACUCUUUCACAGAAAGUUGUACAAGAGGCAGAAGGGGAAUGGGUAUACAUUUGGGAAAAAGGCUGAACUGUUUUAAUCAAACUGAGAACAGCAAAAACUGGUGGAUCUUCAAAGUGUAAAAAUACGGCACUGAAUGUACAGUACUGAACUUCCAAGAGCUAAAAUCUAUUAAUACAGAGAAAGAAAUGUUUUAUCCAUGUUCAACUCUUUACAUAGUAAAUCUUGAUACUAAUAUUUGACUUCAGACAUUUAACAGCAAAACUAAAUAAAAAUAAGUAUCCUCUCAAUACCAGUGUUUUGACCCAUCAAUACCUAAUAUACUUAGAGUGAACUGAGGAAAAAAUGUUCACUAGAAAUGUUUUCAAGAACUGUAAUGCCUAUGUACUCUCAGAACUUUACCAACUUGUCCCAGGAUAUUCACACCAUGUAUACAUGCAACCUAUGCACUACAUGACAGAUCUUGUGCAGGCUCUCCAAUCAUAUGCUUGAAUCUAAAGGAUUUAAGAUAGUAAGAGGGAGGGAUGCAUACAAACUAAUUAUUGUGACUUACAUUCUAUAAAAUGGAUUUAUAUUUCAGAUACUUUGGAACAACUCCAUGCAAAGGAAGAACAAAGCACCUCAAGAAACCCAAACUUUAAAAGCAUCAGGAAUCUUUUGAUCCCUUCUUUCUCCCUCUCAAAAUACUGCUUGAGUCAAUGUAGUACAGUUGAAUUUUACUAACACUCUUGAAUAAUUUUACUAACCCUUUAAUAAUUUAAUUUUGUUCCAAUGGACUUCACCUAUUAUACUAUAACAGUCUAUUUGGGAAUCAAGGAAUUGGACAGAAUGUUUCAAAGUAUAUGAGAAAUAAUUGUAUUUUGGUUACAAGCCAAUGUUGUCUGCAUAGUUUUAGCCCAAUAACAUCUAUAUUAACUUAAUUCUAAUUGUAGGUUUUCUGUAGAAUGUGACUGUGGAUUGAAGGUACCGAUUGACUUCACUCUGACACAGGUGUAUACCCAGACAUGCCACCAGGAGGCUGGAUGGAUGAGCUUUGAGAGUUGCAUAUAAAUUCACAGGGGCUGUCUGGAAUGACCAGUUAUACAAAAAGGAAUUAUUACAUAGAAAGAGAUCACAGUAAAAAAAUAGUAAAUUGUGGGAUACAUUGUAAUUGUGUAUUGGAGUGUGUACAAAAAAAUGAGAGAAAAUUCCAAACGUGAAUGAACAAUUAACACCCAAUUGUGUACAAAACAACCACCACAGAAAGGGGGGACUUGCUAACAAACAAGUUCACUGGUGUCCCACACAUGACAGGCUAUUAGCACCAAGGAAAAGAGGACAAACUUAUUGUAUUCUUUAGCUAAUCAGAAGAAAAGCCUGCUACUGUACUUACUUGUAAGAUAUGUUGCUAUAGCAGGGGUGGGCAAUUAUUUCGUCUGGAAGGCCACUUAAUGCGUUUUAGUGAGCUGUCAGGGGCUGCAAGGGUAGCCUUAUCCCU